Messenger RNA from Osmia bicornis bicornis, 4374 nucleotides. RefSeq names its product ubiquitin-protein ligase E3C. The transcript has 5 exons. The record is from RefSeq and is a predicted model, not a curated record. Gene Ontology annotation, molecular function: ubiquitin protein ligase activity; protein binding. Lineage: Eukaryota; Metazoa; Arthropoda; Insecta; Hymenoptera; Megachilidae. The coding region runs from base 479 to 3673 and encodes 1064 amino acids. Gene Ontology annotation, biological process: protein polyubiquitination; ubiquitin-dependent protein catabolic process.
UUGACUGUGAAAUAAAAUAUGGCGAACAUUUGAUGACUAGACGUAUACGUACGGUCUGGUGUUAAUAGAUAGUUGUUUUUUUGCUAACAUAGUAUCGAAAUAUACUCAUUUUUGAGAGUAUGCCCGUCAUUCGAUCAUCGACAUAAAUCGUACCGAAUUAUAAAUCAAGGGAAGCAGUAAUUUGUUGUAGAUGUUAACCUUGUAAAGGAAAAAAGAAAAAAUUUGACUGCACGCAGAAGUAAAUUAAAAUUUUGAGCAAAAUCAACGAUGCCAUUCAUUUUGGAAUCACGUUGAGUAAUCUGAAGAAUGUGAGGAUAACCGGUGAAAUAUUUGUCAGAUUUCACAGUUUUUAAGACAUGACACUUUUCUGCAAAAUAUUUGUAUUUAAGAGAUAUUAGCAAGACUUAGAAAUCAUCGGUUAAAGGUAUCGUCAUCGAUUCUCCUGAGUGGUAAAAGAGAAGGAUAGGAUAGGCAUGUUAUGUUAGUGAAAAGAAGUCGGCACAUCAUGUACAGUUUUGAAGGAGAUUACAGGCGCAAACCUCAACAAAAUUUAGCAGGUGCAAGCAGAAGGGAUGAGAAGUCUGUUCUGUUGCAGCACGCGCAAUUAGAACGUUUGAAAAGGGAGCAACAGCGUAAAAGACAUAAUGCUGCAUUAAAAAUUCAAGCCCUUGCGCGUGGUUUCAUUAUAAGGAAACAUAAUAAGACAGCCAAGAGAAAAGAGUUUGAUGAAGAGCAACAAAUAAGCGGACGCAAAAAUUUAAAUCUAGAUGAGUUAGCACUGUAUUUUCGAAAAUUACUAUUCUUUUAUAAUCAUAAUUUGGAUGCUAGCAGGCUAGUUUGGAUAUUACAACAUUUUUUAAAACAUCAGCAAGAAAUUAAACAAAAAUGUGUAACCUCUGCCAAAUGGUUAUGGAAAUUAAGAUGGAUUCUUCGUAUGUGUAUGCAACACAACUCUGAAGCCUUAACGAGUGGAGCUUAUUCUUUGGCUAUACCAUUGAGAGCAUUAGAAAUAUUUACAAGCCGAGAAGAUACGGAAAAAGUUCUACGUGAAAAUAGUUAUAAGUAUUUAGAAAACAUCUUUAUCUAUUUGAUAAAACAUAAAUACUUCGAUCAAUUAAGAAAAUUGAUAGAUGAUAAAGUUCCGUGUAUGUUGGAAUCAACGCCUGUCGCACCAACUCCAAUUUCAAAAUGUUUGAUGGAUAUGAUAAAACGACCAUUGGACUUAAUUUCUUAUCUAGAACAGGACGACGAUUUUUCUAUGCUUGUUCUGCAAGAAUUUUGUAAAAGUAUACUGUCACCGAGGCUGUCCGAUCCAAUUAGAAUGUUCGUCAUUCCAUCGUUAUCUGAAUUCGUAGAAUUUCCGUAUACUCAAUUAAUCGAAUGCAUCAAUAGAAUCGAAAUAGAACCCACGCUAAGUUUGCUUUAUUCCAUUUUGUCUCUGGAAUCGAAUCGAUUUUUUACAUGCAAAUCUAAAGAUGUUCUCAUCAAUUAUUUGCAAGUCCUCGCGUCCAUGAGUUCGACGAUAAUACCUUUGGCUGUCGAAGAAAACAUGGAACAAGCGGAUGAUUCGGAUUCGGAAUCAAAUACCAGCAUGAUCGAUCAAGAACAAGCUGAUAUUUUGCAUCAAUGCAUAGAAAUGUUGAACGAACAGCAACGGGUUCAGGGAAUACUCUUAGCUGUGGAUCGUAGCGUAGACCCUGACGUGUUGCAACCGUUGUGCCAGCUCUGUCAUCAUUUGCUAAUCACCAACAAAUUAGCCAUCCAUAAGUAUAAACUAUUAUAUAUGCUCGCUUUCAAGCCGGUAUUCUUAAAGAAUUUAUGGACCGCGCUGCUAUCGGUUUGUCAAGUAUCGUUGUUCGGAGGAGCAACGCCUCUUCUGCAGAUUAUCUCGCGAGGGAUCAGUCUCUCUACCGAAGACACAAAGAAAAUCGUACCACUGUUAGCCGUAUUUUGUUCGCUAUUUAGUCUGCUUAUAGCAACGUUACACGAUACGGAAUUUUUUAUUCAAGCAACCGAGCAACCGUUAGAUACAAACGGACAACAUACGAUGCCGUUUACAACCUCGGAACUGGUAAUGCUGUCGAGUCAUUUGAAAGGAGUUUGCUUGGGUUUGGUCGAGCUUGCGUUUCCCGACAAUCGACCGACAGUUCGGGACGAUUACAAGACCGCUGUUCUCGGUCCGUCCUGUCCAAUACAGAGCCAACAGGAUACGCAAAUGUGGACGCAUUUGUUCAAAGUCACGGUCGGUUUGCUGCGGCAGUUGCACAUGCGAGAUUUACGGAGGCAAUUUUGCCCAGACGGACACUGGAUAGCAUCGAAUAUCGCGAUACCGAUCGACAAACCUCAAGAUUUCACGUUUCGCAGACGCAGGCUCAGGGGAUACGUACCCUUCCAAGGUCUUCGGGUGUUCACGCGCGAAGAGCUAGAGGAAGGACCGCCGCUAUCAGCAAAGGAAGUUCGAACAUUGACGCUGCUACGCGAGAUACCGUUUGUUGUGCCAUUUAACGACCGAGUUGUGGUAUUUCAGUCGCUGAUUUAUCGUGACAAAACGGAACAGCAAGGUGAAUUGACCCACUUCAUGCAAGGACCGUCGAUACAAAUAUCGGUAAGAAGGAACUAUCUGUACGAGGACGCGUUUGAAAAAUUGUCACCGGAAAACGAGCCAGAAUUACGAUUAAAAAUGCGCGUACAGCUGGUUAAUACAGCCGGACUUGAAGAGGCCGGCGUAGACGGUGGUGGUCUGUUUAGAGAAUUUUUAUCGGAAUUGUUAAAAACCAGCUUCGACCCUAACAGAGGCUUUUUCAGGCUCACCAAGGAUAACAUGCUGUAUCCAAAUCCUACGGUACAAUUGUUGGUCGACGAUUUCCCGAAACAUUAUUAUUUUAUCGGUAGAAUUCUUGGAAAAGCUUUGUACGAGAAUUUGUUGGUCGAACUCCCGUUCGCCGAGUUUUUCCUCUCGAAAAUCGUUGGUCGUCAAUCGGACGUUGACGUUCAUCAUUUAGCUUCCUUAGAUCCGAUCAUGUACAGGAAUCUACUCUAUUUGAAAAGUUACAAAGGAGACGUUGCCGAUCUCGGUUUGGACUUCACCGUAUUGUCGGACGAGCUGGGCGAACGACGAAUCGACGAGUUGAAGCCGAGCGGUGCGAAUAUACCCGUGACGAAUCACAACCGGAUCGAGUAUAUCCAUUUGAUGGCUGAUUACAAACUGAACAAGCAGAUCAGGGCACAGUGUUACGCGUUCAAACAGGGCAUCGGUAGCGUGAUCCCUCUCGAUUGGUUGCAAAUGUUUAAUAACAAAGAGCUGCAAGUAUUGAUAUCAGGUGCACAGAUUCCGGUCGACGUGAACGACUUAAAAUUGCAUACAAACUACACGGGAGGCUACGCCCCCGAUCAUCCGACGAUCACUGCCUUUUGGAAAGUCGUCAACGAGUUCAGUGACCAACAGAAAGGACAGUUGCUCAAGUUUGUAACGAGUUGCAGUCGACCCCCUUUACUUGGAUUUAAGGAACUUGAUCCACCGUUUUGCAUCCAACACGCGGGCAGCGUCGAUCGUUUACCAACAUCCAGUACCUGUAUGAAUCUACUAAAGCUCCCGGAGUUUCCGGACGAGAAAACGUUGCGCGAAAAACUUUUAUACGCGAUCCAAGCUGGUGCUGGUUUCGAAUUGAGUUAAACUCGAUCUAGUUUUUUCAAUGUUAAGUAAAUCGUGUUUAUCGAAUCGAUAAUACUUGACUGUACAUAAAUUGUAAGCGUAAUCAAGUGAAUGUUUAAGAACAAUUAUUCGCAGUUCCGUGAAUGUUGUUUCGUUUCCGUUUCGUGGACAAGCGAUUUGAUUCGAUGUUAAUUACUAAGCGCUUGGAAACACGCUACGCUCGUCUGAUACAACACGAUUACGAGUAUCGUUUGAAACACUUACCCGCCGAAAGAUCGACGUUUUAGUUAUCAUGGGUAGGGCAGAACGAUUUAAGAAAUCUUCGUCAAUAUGGCAAUAAACAACGUAACAUUGUCAGGAGGGGCCAAUUAAUCAGGUAGCAUCUUCUAGAAAGACUACCGAUACUACAGUGAAGAAAUGUGUAUUAUUUAUAAGAGUACAUUUAAUUUACUUUAACCGACGCGUAUGAACUUAUACACAUGCAUAUAUACACAUACACAGACAACAUAAAUAUUUUGUUGGUUGUAACUUUCUGCCCUUGGCCUAUAAACUGUAAAUUGUGUAUAUUUUUUGUAUUCAUCAUAAAUGUCGACACUGUGCUACAUAAACAUUGAAUGUAUAGGAGAGAAAUAGAAUAUAUAUAUAUAUAUACAUAUUCAUAUAUAUAUAUAUAUGUAUUUAUGAAUUCGUUAGUGUAAAUAAAUGGAAAUUCUGAAGUGUUA